Molecule: messenger RNA, 318 nt
Organism: Paramuricea clavata
Lineage: Eukaryota; Metazoa; Cnidaria; Anthozoa; Malacalcyonacea; Plexauridae
Source: the annotation of a GenBank genome assembly
AUGAAACAGCAGUUUGAAAAAAUGAUGUUAAUGGUUCAGCAAGCAUUUCCAGGGAGCGAUGUAAACAACAAUGGUGCCGAAGCUAUAGCUCCAGCAGUUCCAGACAACAACCAAGAUAUUAUUGUUCUUGGCGGUUGGUGUGGCCCAGGGAACGACAAAGUGUUAAACACAGCUGAAGAAUUCAAUUUAGUAGAAGGAAAGUCGACUGAGCUACCGCAAUUGAGCAUCCCAAGAGCGGCAUCAGCAUCGUGUGUUUACAACGGUGAUGUGAUCGUCGCCGGAGGUUUUGAUGGUCAAGCUGGUACCGACUUGAUCUAG